Molecule: messenger RNA, 1942 nt
Organism: Myotis brandtii (Brandt's bat)
Lineage: Eukaryota; Metazoa; Chordata; Mammalia; Chiroptera; Vespertilionidae
Gene: GBGT1
Product: globoside alpha-1,3-N-acetylgalactosaminyltransferase 1
Exons: 6
Coding region: 43-1086 (347 amino acids)
Biological process (GO): carbohydrate metabolic process
Cellular component (GO): Golgi apparatus; vesicle; membrane
Molecular function (GO): globoside alpha-N-acetylgalactosaminyltransferase activity
Source: RefSeq, a predicted model, not a curated record
CCCCCACCCCCCGCAGGUGCCUAGAGGGGUGCGGCACCCGCCAUGCGCUGCCGCAGACUGGCCCUGGGCCUGGGCUUCUGCCUGCUGGUGGGCACGGCCCUCUGCGCUCUGUGGGUAUAUGCCGACGACUGGCUGCCGUUCUCCUAUGUCCCCUAUUACCUCCCCUGCCCAGAGAUCUUCAACAUGAAGCUGCAGUUCCGGGGGGAGAAGCCGUUCCAGCCCGUGGCACGGUUGCAGUACCCUCAGCCGAAGCUGCUGGAGCAGAGGCCCACAGAGCUGCUGACGCUCACGCCCUGGCUGGCGCCCAUCGUGUCUGAGGGGACCUUCGACCCGGAGCUCCUGCAGCUCAUCUACCAGCCGCUGAACCUGACCAUCGGGCUCACGGUGUUCGCCGUCGGGAAGUACACGGGCUUCGUCCAGCACUUCCUGGAGUCGGCCGAGCAGUUCUUCAUGCGGGGCUACCGGGUGCGCUACUACGUCUUCACCGACAAGCCCGUGGCCGUGCCCCGGGUCCCGCUGGGCCCCGGCCGCCUCCUCAGCGUCCUGCCCAUCCAGAAGCACUCCCGCUGGGAGGAGAUCUCCACGCGCCGCAUGGAGACCAUCAGCCAGCACAUCGCCCAGCGGGCGCACUGGGAGGUGGACUACCUCUUCUGCGUGGACGUGGACAUGGUGUUCCGGAACCCCUGGGGCCCGGAGACCUUGGGAGACCUGGUGGCCGCCAUCCACCCCGGCUACUACGCCGUGUCCCGCCAGCAGUUCCCCUACGAGCGCAGGCAUGUUUCCACCGCCUUUGUGGCGGACGGCGAGGGGGACUUCUAUUACGGCGGGGCGGUCUUUGGGGGACGGGUGGACAGGGUGUACGAGUUCACGAGGGGCUGCCACAUGGCCAUCUUGGCGGACAAGGCCAACGGCAUCAUGGCGGCCUGGCAGGAGGAGAGCCACCUGAACCGCCGCUUCAUCUCGCACAAGCCCACCAAGGUGCUGUCCCCCGAGUACCUCUGGGACGACAGGAAGCCCCGGCCUCCCAGCCUGAAGCUGAUCCGCUUCUCGACGCUGGACAAGAACACCCACUGGCUGCGGAGCUGAUGGUAGAGUCGGGGCUGCCGUGGACGGGGACUCAGUGGAGCACCCAGCAGCCCCAGGGAGCACCCAGCAGCCCCAGGGAGCACCCAGCUCACCCCAGAGGAGCACCCAGCUCACCCCAGUGGAGCACCCAGCUCACCCCAGAGGAGCACCCAGCAGCCCCAGGGAGCACCCAGCUCACCCCAGGGAGCACCCAGCUCACCCCAGGGGAGCACCCAGCAGCCCCAGGGAGCACCCAGCUUGCCUCAAGGGUGCACCCAGCUUGCCUCAGGGGAGCACCCAGCUCGCCUCAGAGGAGCACCCAGCAGAGCACCCAGCUCGCCCGUCAGUGCCUCACUUCCCACGCCUUAGCUGAGACCUGCCCUGCCCGGCCUGCCUCCCUGUCAGGAAAAUCCAAGGGGAAAGCGACGGGAAGGGCCUUUAUACACCGUGAAGGGCUGUGCCCACAUGAGAACGCAAACCUCGAAUGUUGCCUAAGAGGGGGACGGGGAGGGGAGACUAGUGGUGAAGAGGGCAGGCCCAGAGGCUCCCACAGACGUGCCUUCGGCGGCUCUGCAGCCUGCCCUGCUCAGCGCCUGCGGUCCCACCCCUGCCCCCCUUUGCUGCCCGUUGCCCUUCGAGCUCACUUGUCACUGCUGGUUGUGAAGGGCGCCCAGGUCCCCUGUUCCCCGGCCGCAGGGCCCCCGGCACUGCGAUGUCCCCCCGCCAGUCCUCACUCCGGACCCCCUCUGGUUCCCAGUCCAGCUGCACCCACUCCCCAUGGCGGCCUCCCUGGCCCUGCCGCCUCUUUUGUAAGAAGGCUGGGCAGUUUUCAUAAAGGUGGAGCCUGCUGGGCCCUAACCAGGGCUUCCCACCUGUG